Molecule: messenger RNA, 876 nt
Organism: Hyaloperonospora brassicae
Lineage: Eukaryota; Oomycota; Peronosporomycetes; Peronosporales; Peronosporaceae
Source: the annotation of a GenBank genome assembly
AUGAAGAGCCAGAAGGGCGGCGAAGUGCCGAUGCUGAAGGAUACGCUGCGCAAGCUGUACCUGCGCACGCACCCGGACCUGUUUGGACGGUACCCGGAGCAGCAGCGCGCGAACGAGGAGUCGUACAAGGAGCUGCUGGGCAUUUUGGAUGCGAUUGAGAAGCACAAUGAGUUCCCUCCUGCCAAGACGUUGGUGCUGCGGUUCUUUCUGAAGACGCCAGUCGAGGGCGAGUUCAAGGAGGUGGACCUGCAGCUGCGCACGACUGGCGGUGCUUGCAACACACUCGUGGAGGAGGCUUUGGGUCGGUUUUUCGGCGAGUGUGGUCUCCCACAGGCAUUUCAGUGGGGAGAAGGCAGCUGGGGCAAGGCUGUGGGCAAGACUGUGGUCGAGAACUCGAAUCUGGGCUUCGACAAGGAGGAAGAAGCGCGUGAGAAGGCGAGCAAGGAGGCGGAGGAGGCGAAGCGUGAGGAUGCAGGUGAGCAGCCGGAACGAACGUACAAUCGUUCCGGUGGUAGCGCUCCAGAUCACUCGAUUGAGAAGAUGUUGAAUGAAGUAGACGACACACUUCAGCUUAUUGCGGCAAUGCCGUACCUGGAUGAGGAAGAUGAGCAGCAACGUGCCAUCAAAGUGCACUUUGAGCAAGGUACAGGAUUGGACGACCUCGACUCGGAGGGCUUUACGACAAAGAGUGGUGUGAUUCGGAUGUGGCAGGGUGAACGGAAUUUGAACACGUUGAUCAAGGGGAUGGAUGCCGACUCAGCAAUAAUUUUACAACGGAUAUACAUGCACACGCUCGAAUUUGAAAAGCAGAUGAACGAGAUGAUUGCCAGCGAAGGCGUUGCGGACGAAGAAAACGAUACUGGCACGCGAAGUUAG